Messenger RNA from Yamadazyma jaroonii, 1125 nucleotides. The record is from the annotation of a GenBank genome assembly. NCBI's taxonomy places the organism in Eukaryota, Fungi, Ascomycota, Pichiomycetes, Serinales, Debaryomycetaceae.
AUGGGGAUAUUUGAUUCACCUAAACUGACGGACAAAAGACAUGGUGUCAUUAAACCAAAGAAAUUGAGGAAUUCAUAUAAUGAACGUAAGAAUGACCGAGGGAUAUUGUCGAAAUUGAAUAGCUUUUUGAGUAACUAUUCGUUGAAUAAUUAUGAGAAUAAUAUUGAUGUCACUAAUUUGCAAAAGUCUUAUUAUGAUAUACAGAGCCCCAAGAAGGCAAGGUUCGAAAGUGCUUCUAGUCCUUUGGAUGAGAACAAAUCCAAUUGGAUGAAAAGAAAUGAUCAAUUGAAUAAACAGAAAGAGAAAGAUUUUCAAAGACAAAGAGAGAUAGAGAUCGAUUUCAGGAAGAAAGAAAGUCAAAAAGAAAGACUCAAGCAAUUACAACGAUAUGAAGUUAAUCAAUAUGAAGAAAUUGAUUCAUUAAGGAAAGAAAAUAUCGAAUUAAAAUCGAAUAAUAAUCAUUUGCUCACCACCAAUCAUCAGGCUAACAAACAACUACAAUCAAUCACUGAGAGUUAUAAUCGAUCACAAGAUCUAUUACAUGUGAAGAAUGAAGAAAAUAAGAAGCUUAUACAAGAAAAUCAAGAUUUGAUGAAAAAUUUGAAUCAAUUAAGUCAAGAGCUUGAAUUAGUUAAUAAAACCAAUAAAUCAUUGAUUGAAGAGAAUAAGACCCUAAAACAAGAUUCAAUCGAUCAUUUGGAGUUGAAAAUUCAACUCAAUUCUUCCAAUUAUCUUAUUAAUCUCAAAAUGAUGGAGAUUGAAUUUAUGGAAAAUAACUUAAUCAAGAACCCCACGAUAAAAUUUCAAUACUAUAAUGAAAUUCACGAUAAAUUGAUUGAAUAUGAAAUGAUUUUCAGUAACUAUAAACUCUUCAAACAAGACAAAGCAUACAUUAUGAAGAAUUAUAACUAUGAAACAUUAAUCGAUUGGAAGAUAAUAUUGAAUAAAUUGAAUAAUAAACUUUAUGAAAAUUUUCAAAAACGAAAUAACAAGAAUCAAGGUCAAUCAAGUCAACGAAGUCAUUUCAAAGUGAUCAAUUACCUAAGUAUAAUUCAUAAUUUGAGGUUGAAGAUUUAUGAACUUUUAAAUAUCAUCGAUGAGAUUUUGAUCAUUUUGAACGCGUAA